AUGAGGCACCUCACUCUCCUCUCCUUCAUCUCCGUCUUCCUUCCUUUAGCAGCGGGAUUCACGUUCAGUACCAGUACACCUGUACAAUGUCAGAACUUUACUGUACAGUGGUCGGGCGGACAAGGUCCAUAUCAUCUAUCACUCAUACCUACCAAAGUAGUCACAGGAGGUCAUAUUGAAAACAUAACUAUCCCUGCUGGAUCCACCGAACAUAGCUUCCAACUUCAGCAACCUGCCGGAUUGGACUUCUUGGUCACUAUGAGUGACUCGCAGGGGUUCGGGACAGGUGGCACUACAAGUGUAUUGACUGUGGGAAGUUCAGAUGAUAGUUCUUGUGUACCUUCCUCUUUGAACUACGAUUUUACAUUUGCCAUUUCACCCGAUUCCAACCCUACAUCAUGUUCUUCCAUGUCCAUCACAUGGCUUGAGAACGCUACCGAGCCUGUAUCGCUCUUCGGUCUGAUCCCUCACGGUACAGCAUUCCAAAUUCCAAUUGAUCAAAGCUCCACCUCUUGCGAUUGGACGGUCGACAUAAAAGAAAAUACCCAAUUUUUAUUAUUCAUGAGUGAUUCGGGACAAUACCAGACAGGAGGAUCGACCGAUCUGUACCGAGUUCAAAGUGGAGGAAACGAUAAUUGCAUCACUAGUUCUUCACCUACGACUGCAUCGGGAGAUUCGAUGACGUACGCUACGUCCGCUACUGCUCAACCGUCUGCAUCCGUCUCCGGCGUAGGGGGAUCAUCUCAAGGAGGUUCAAGCGGUGGAGGUGGAUCAAGUACCAAUACUGGAGCUAUUGUGGGUGGUACACUUGGAGGAGUAGCUUUCUUGGUGCUUUUGGCGCUUUUAUUAUUCUUCUGUAUUAAGAGAAAGGCUAGGUCGAAGGACGAUAGUCGAUCUGAUUCUGGAUUGAGAGCCUAUGGUUUAGGUGGAGCAGAGAAGAACGGGAGAAGAUCAAACCAAUUAGAUUUGGCUGAAGAGGGAGAAGGGAUUGAUGGUGAUCAUACGCAUACACCGGAAGGAGCAAGACAAGUAGAAGUCAAUGGAGAUGUUUAUGAGCCAUCGCCGUUCAGAUAUCCUUCACCACCUGAAACUCCACCUACGCAUCAAGGUUUAUCGAGUAUCCCACCUUCGUCUCAAAAUACACCUCAAAUGCUCGCCUUGGCAAAUGAGAAAGCCAGUAAUAGGAAUUCCUCCUUGGGUGUUGGAGUACCGAACUCACCUACGACAACCACUCAUACAGGUACUAGGACAAGUGGUGAGAGUGGAAUGGGUAGACCUCCGGCGAUAAGCGAGGGUGUACCUGAGACCGAAGAUAGUAAUAGAGCGACGGUCGGACAUGGAGGUGCUUCCGGAGCCGGUAGGAUGAGUAGUAUAAGGAAGACACCAUCGAGUCAACAGGUCGGAAGUGGUGCUGCCACGGCAAGUAGCAAUAAUGCCGUGAAUGGUCAUUCCAAUGUUAGUUCUGGUGAGGGAGAGGGCGAAACGAGAUAUGUUCAGCAUGAAGAUGCUGGAGUGAUUGAUCUUCCACCGAGAUAUGAUCAACUCCGAGCUAGGAACCCUGAUCAAUAA
Messenger RNA from Kwoniella mangroviensis CBS 8507, 1569 nucleotides. RefSeq lists its product as uncharacterized. The transcript is spliced from 7 exons. The record is from RefSeq and is a predicted model, not a curated record. NCBI's taxonomy places the organism in Eukaryota, Fungi, Basidiomycota, Tremellomycetes, Tremellales, Cryptococcaceae. The coding region runs from base 1 to 1569 and encodes 522 amino acids.